Caenorhabditis briggsae is the source of this 1275-nucleotide messenger RNA. It is a transcript of the gene Cbr-mrpl-37, whose product is annotated as Protein CBR-MRPL-37. The transcript has 7 exons. The coding region runs from base 1 to 1275 and encodes 424 amino acids. NCBI's taxonomy places the organism in Eukaryota, Metazoa, Nematoda, Chromadorea, Rhabditida, Rhabditidae. Gene Ontology annotation, cellular component: mitochondrion. The record is from RefSeq and is a predicted model, not a curated record.
AUGGUGUUUCGCAAAUACCGCGCCGUCAAACAAUGGGGUAAAAUGGACACACGAAUCUUCAAAGAGAUCUAUAAUUCGCGGAACAAAAGGAAGAUGCCGGCGUUCGAGGUUCCAGAAGCAGUAAAAGCUCUCGGUGUUCCGAUAUUCGAACCAAAUGAGGUUUUCACAUUCAGCAAUCGUAAGAAUCUUGUCGAACAGGCGAGAGAGGAAGCGGAUUUUGAAGUUCGAUUCUUAGAACAGCUACAUCCACUGCAGAAAAAUCAUCCAGCGUACAUUUUUGAAGGAGCCGAGCCGAUGAGCGAUGGAAUUUCGCAAGCAGCUCUUUUGACUCGAAGCGUUGUUCGAAAUGGACUGCCAGAGACCAUUCUUCAUAAUUCUGCAGCCAAAUUGGAAAUCGACGAGGAAAUGGUCCGCGACUCUAUUCUUCAUGGAGAACGAUAUAAUCCUACAUUGGAAAAACUGCCAGAACGAUUUGAUCCUGUAAUGUUCUGGAUUCGUCAUCAUCGUCUACAUGGUACUCCGGUGAUAAAAAGAAACAAUAUCAUUCUCAACAAUCUUCUAAGGCACGUCAUCCUCGGUGGUCUUCGUACACAAGCACUGGAGCACAGCUUCCAAGUAAACCGUGAUUCUCCACUAUCUGUAUACCUCUCCGGUGGUCAAUACUUCUCCAAAACGCCGCUUGUUUUACGAGCUCAACCACAUCUGACAGUACAGUCGCUAAAUUCCACGGUUACUAUGCCAUGGGCGGGUCCGAUUGAUGUUCAAUCGGCUAGCGCAGAGCCAUUGCCCGAUAUUUAUCCAAUCUCACCGGUUAUCGACUUUGAAACCGAUACAAUUUACAAUGACGAUCUUUUGCUAACCAGAAGUGAACAGCAAACACAUGUUCAUUCGGUUCUCUGGUCUCGCGAACAGGACCAAAAAUAUCCAUGGACAAGUGAACAAAACAUGGCUAAUGCGAUUCUAACGACAUACGCUGCCGCUGUUGCCGAAGCUACGAGAAAUGGAGCAACAGAGAUGAAGAAACCAAUUCUAGUCCGUGGAGUGCAGCUCGUCAACGGACGUCUCGAUCUGGUCGCCAUGCAGUUGAACACUCUGAAACCCACGGAAAACGGAGAUAAUGCGGAGAAGAAUAUUGUGUGGAUUGAGAAAGGUCUCCGUCUCUACAAACCAAAACCAUAUUAUGAUCAAAUGGAGGUCGUCGAGAAGCUGGACAUGAACGUCUUCCACAAGUUCGUGGCGUUGAUGGUCGGGUUUGGCGCUCCACAUGCUCACUAA